Anisakis simplex (herring worm) is the source of this 276-nucleotide messenger RNA. The record is from the annotation of a GenBank genome assembly. Lineage: Eukaryota; Metazoa; Nematoda; Chromadorea; Rhabditida; Anisakidae.
AUAGAUGUAGUGAUGGAUGAAAUCGUCGAAGAAGUUCAACAGUCGACAAGCCAACAGUCGAUUUCAGUGGACGUUUCGUCGAUAUUCGCGAAUGUGGACCAGUGUAAAGCUUUACUUCAGCAGGUGCCUGAAACAUUUUAUUUUGGUACCACGGUGGUUGGUUUAACGUGUAUGGAUAUUGGUGAUGAGUAUUUUGCGUUCGGAAGUGAUUGCGGUGCGCUCUUCUUCUUCAAUCGUCGCAUUAAUCGCCCUGUUACUCCGUUGACUCAGAACUAA